This is a messenger RNA of Sphaeroforma arctica JP610, 1471 nucleotides long. RefSeq lists its product as hypothetical. The record is from RefSeq and is a predicted model, not a curated record. Gene Ontology annotation, molecular function: RNA binding; metal ion binding. Lineage: Eukaryota; Ichthyosporea; Ichthyophonida. The transcript is spliced from 3 exons. Bases 79 to 1200 code for a protein of 373 amino acids.
GAUUCUAUAUUCACAGGUCAAGACUUCAGUAAACGGAAGAAACAUGCAAACAAACGGCGUGCCUUUGAGAGGAAACUAAUGGCUAAUCGUGCGCUCAUAGCGAAACUGGAGCAAACGAUGGCAACCACUACGGCCAACCUCAACGCACACAUUAGUAAUAAUAUGAACAGAGAUAAACCACCGGCGGCACAGCCACAGAACACGCCUUCAGCGGAACAAACACAGACACCAACACCGACACAGACACAGACAACGGGCGAUAGCGGGACACCGAAGGCUGAUAUUAGUAUAGAAGACCGCGACAGUACCGUUUUGCCGAACGGAGACAAUGAGGAUGUCGCAGGCAGUAAUAAUAGUAGAAAGAAUAAGAAGAAUAACACAAGCAGUGGGCAACCAAAUGCCAGCACGAGCACCCAGGCUGAGACGAGCAGGAGUGUCGAGCAAACACUCAACACACAGAAUGAUACGGGUGAAGGGGGGGAAACACACGCAGACACGGAUGGCGUGCAAACACAGGCACAACAACAACCACCACAACAACAACCACAACCACAGCAACACCAACCACAACAACAACAACAAAGGUCGGCUAAGGAGAAGACCAGGAAUACGCCGAGGAGUAGGAAGGCAAUCGCUGCAGAUGCCAAUGGAGAUGGCAAGUCUGUGAAGGCGGUGCCCAGUAAAAAUAAGAACCAGACACCGUCACAAGCACAACCACACACUCGCACACAACCACAGCCACCAAGAGACGCGCGCGGGGAUGCGAAGGAGGGGGCAGAGGCUGCACAAGCCCCGGCACAGGAGGAGGAGCCACCGCCCGUUAUCCUGACACCGAGCAAGGCGUAUGUGGCGUUUGUGAAGAACAUACCGUCACACUACGAACAGAGCAACCUCACGCGUAUAUUCAAAGACUGCAAGGUCAAGCACGUGUCACUGAACACGUCGAAUGGAACGGCGUUUGUAACGGUGGAGAACGCGGAGAUGCUCGAGAAAGCAUUGAGCAUCAAUGUGCAGGUGAGUAUCGGCCGAUUCCUGGUCGUGUCUGAGGCCAGGGGCAAAAGGCCCAGGAUCCAAUCCGGUGGCAGCAGAGGAGGGCGCAAGCGAAGCGGUGGCGAGCGAAGUUCCAUACCCGUACCCUGUCGAUACUUUGCUUCAUUAGGAAAAUGCAACAAGGGCAACGAGUGCCGGUAUCUGCACUGAGCCGUUUUCACGGUGCAACCUUUGUGGUAGUUUGGUUACACAGCAGGUGCAUUGCACACCAUUCUACAUUAAAACCACCGCUUGGGGGCGGGCACCUACAACACGUUUUCCGAGUUGAUAGAAUGAUUUCCAUACGGCUGAUAUUGAGUGAAUAGAAAUGCUACGAACAACUGCGGCGUUAUACGGGAAACUAUAUACCGUUAUGAUGGACCGUGGUAGUUUUGGUAGUGGGCGAGAAUUAGUAAUCGCACAAGUAAAUGUAUGAGUUGUG